UUUAAAAAGAAUGACUCUGGAGCCUGGAUACGAUAAAUUAAGAAGAGCCCGUUCGACACGACUACACGAGUCUAUUCUGGCCCACUAACGACCUCCUUCCUUUCCCCGACUUCACGCCUUUGAAUCGUUGAUGCGAGCAGCCUGACGAGAAAGGAAAACGGAACAAUACCCUGCCGGUACGGCCAUCGGAGGAGUGUUCUGCGGACCCAUGAGCGGGAAAGCCCGAAAUUUCCGCCGCCGUGGUGGAGAGGACGCAGAUGAAGCUGAAACGUCUGCAGUUUCCGCGCCGAAUGGCAACUUGGCUAAGUCGCAAGCCAAACCUGUCGCCAGCUUCGGCAAGCCGAAAAAGCCUUCAACCUUAGCUCCGAAGAGCCUACUUAGCUUUGCGGAUGACGAAGAGUCCGAGGAUUCUCCUUUCAGUCGGCCUUCUAGAUCCUCCUCAUCAAGCUCUCGCCCCGUCAAGGCCUCCUCUUCUCACAAGCUGUCAACAGUGAAAGGAAGAAAUCCUACUGCGGCCUCUCUCCCAUCCAAUGUGCAGCCCCAAGCUGGUACCUACACUAAAGAAGCUCUCCUUGAGCUCCAGAAGAAUACCAGAACCCUAGCUGGCUCCCGCCCUACUCAGCUUAAACCCAAACCCGAGUCAGCCGAGCCUGUAAUUGUAUUGAAGGGGCUUGUUAAGCCAACUAGUACUGUUGAACAGGAGCUGGAGAAAGAACAGGAUAGUGAAGAAGAUGAUGGGACGGUUGAGAGACAAGGCCUGCCUCUGCGACAGGAUAGAGAUGAUACAUUGAACAGACUUGGUUCUAUGGGGUUGGAAAAAGGCUUGAAGGGAACUGAUGAUGUUGGGUCAGAGAUACCAGACCAGGCAAUGAUAGAUGCCAUAAGGGCAAAACGGGAGAGACUCAGGCAAGCUAGAGCAGCUGCCCCAGACUACAUUGCAUUAGAUGGAGGAAGCAAUCAUGGGGAAGCAGAGGGUUUGAGUGACGAGGAGCCUGAGUUUCAAGGGAGAAUUGGGUUCCUUGGGGAAAAAGUUGAGCAGGGAAAGAGAGGAGUCUUUGAGGAUUUUGAGGUUAGGGGGUCACAGAGGGAUGUUGCUGUUGAUUGCGUGUAUGAUGAGGAUGAAGAGGAUAAAAUGUGGGAAGAAGAGCAGGUGAGGAAGGGCCUGGGGAAGAGGAUGGAUGAUUGUUCUAGUAGAGGAGUUAGUGGUAGUGAUGGUGGUGUCAGUAAUAGCCCUGUGGCUCCUAGUGUUCAGCAGACUAGGUAUGGAUAUUCAGUUUCUGGAGCUAGUGUAUAUUCCCCAGGGCAGACUGUUGGUGCUCCUGUUGUUAGUCCUAGUAUUCCAGGAAGCCUCCCUGGAUCAGAUGCUCUCUCAAUUUCACAACAAGCUGAGCUUUCCAAGAAAUCAUUGCUUGCUAAUGUGUCUAGGCUUAAGGAAUCUCAUUGCCGCACUGUGAAAUCAUUGGCUAAGACUGAAGAAAAUUUGUCUUCAUCGUUGUCCAAUUUGACCUCAUUGGAAAGUUCUUUAUCUGCUGCUGGUGAAAAGUACAUCUUUAUGCAAAACCUUCGUGAUUUUGUUUCUGUUAUAUGUUCAUUUUUGCAGGAGAAAGCUCCUUACAUAGAGGAACUAGAAGAACAGAUGCAGAAACUUCAUAAAGCACGGGCAGAGGCAAUUUUAGAUAGAAGAGCUUCCGAUAAUGAGGAUGAAAUGAGAGAACUAGAAAAUGCUAUUAAUGCAGCAAAGCAAAUUUUUGGUGAACGUGGUGGCACCGCAGCCACAAUAGUUGUUGCAAAAGAAGCUGCCCUAAAAGCAGCUGCUGAGGCAAGAAGGCUAAGAGAUAUACCUGUAAAGCUAGAUGAAUUCGGUAGAGAUGUGAAUCAACAGAAACGGAUGGAUAUGACAAGAAGAGAAAAGGCUCGAGAGCGUAGGAGAGCUAAAUCUGAUGCUAAAAGAAUGUCUGCCAUUAGAAAUGACAGUUCCUAUCAGCGAGUAGAAGGAGAAUCAAGCACUGAUGAAAGUGACAGUGAGAGUACUGCCUACAAAUCAAACCGUGAUCAGUUGCUUCAGGUUGCUGAAGAGAUAUUUGGUGACACACAUGAUGAAUACUCUCAAUUAGCUGUAGUUGUUAAUAAGUUUGAGAGAUGGAAGAAACAGUAUUCUUCAAGCUAUCGUGAUGCUUAUAUGUCUCUGAGCAUUCCUGCUAUUCUUUCACCCUAUGUUAGAUUAGAACUUUUGAAAUGGGACCCUCUACAUGAAGAUGUAGACUUCAGGGAUAUGGAAUGGCAUUCAUUACUCUACAACUAUGGACUUCCUAAUGUUGAUAGUGAUAUUAGAUCUGAUGAAGCUGACGCUGACGCAAACCUUAUUCCUCAACUAGUGGAAAAGCUUGCAAUUCCUAUCCUUCACUAUCAUUUAGAAUACUGUUGGGACAUGCUUAGCACUCGUGAAACUGAAUAUGCCGUGUCUGCCAUGAAAUUGGUGUUUGGAUAUGUUCCCCUGUCUAGUUCUGCUCUGGGCAAUUUGGUCACUGUUUUGCGCAACCGGCUUGCUGAUGCUGUGGCUAAUUUAGUGGUUCCCAAAUGGGACAAUCUUGUAAUGAAGGCUGUACCAAAUGCAGCUCGUGUUGCAGCGUAUGGGUUCGGCAUGUCUGUCCGUUUGAUAAGGAAUAUUUGCUUGUGGAAUAAUGUUCUUGCAAUUCCUAUCUUGGAGAAGCUUGCUCUUGAUGAGCUCUUAAGUGCUAAGGUUCUUCCCCAUCUUCAGAGCAUUAGAUCAGACAUUGAUGAUGCAAUUACAAGAACUGAAAGAAUUGUUGCUUCAUUAUAUGGUGUCUGGGCUGGUCCAAAUGUUAAUGGUGGUAAAAGGUUCCAUUGCACUUCACUGCGGAUCAACCAUACUAUAAGGGAGUAAUAUUUCCGUCUUAGGACAGUGAUGGAGAACUUGUUGUGCAUAGAAAUAGUUUCCAGGGAUGAUAGCUGCAGCCUGCAGGCUGGAGCCGACUGCUUCCUGAAACCUUAAUGGAGUGGGUUAUAUCAAAAGGCCAUAUCACAAAAUUUCAUCAAAAAAAAAAAAAAAUCACCCGCAAGCACCUCAAAUGGAGGUGGCCAGACAUUGUUCCAGUCAGGAAAUUCCUGAUGGGAGUUGAACUAUCUGCUAUUGGAUGUUCCCAAAUUGCAACCACUGGUCGAUUAUUUGCUAAUACUGAGUAAAAUGCUGGAGAAGAAGCAUUUGGUGACUGGAGCUGAGCAGGAGACUGGAAAGCAUGCUCGUAGGCUGAAGAAGAUGCUUGUUGAACUUAAUGAGUAUGAUCAUGCGAGGGAAAUUUCAAGAACAUUUAAUAUCAAAGAGGCAUUAUGAUAGGCCCUUUCACUACAGGGACAAAAGAUUUGGCGGCUACCCCUUGCCUGAUGUCUAAGGGCAGACAUGGUCACCCAUCAAAAGUUAGUCACAAGAGUCGUGCGGGUUAACUGGAAUCCAGAGGCUUACCCUUCUAGUGUUUUACUUUUCAAAAUUGAGGUGAUGCAGCAACAUAUUUUUGUUGGCUGUCGCCAUUUCUGUUAAUUACGUCAUAUAGAAUAAUAGAUCAAAUCUACUCGUUUAGAGGUUUGAAGGAACUUUAGGCAGCUGCUAAAACUAUACUGCCUAAGCUGGAUUAUUAUAGGCCAAAAGGAGAGCGUGGAAAAUGCCUAAUUGGCCGGUAGCCCUGACCCCUUCGGCGUGGAGAGUGGAGUGGAAAAUACAAUCUUGUUCGUAGUUAUCAAUAAUAUAGUAAUGUAAAAGAACUAUGUAGGUUUUGAUGUAUCGUAUACCCCACUUAAUUUCAAGUGCAAGACCAUUUUUUAAUGUUUCAAUGAAGUAUUUUUAAUUGUACUCAUUUAAGUUGUUAAUAAUAAUAAAAAAUCAAAAUUUGAGUGUUUUCA
Messenger RNA from Cuscuta epithymum, 3915 nucleotides. NCBI's taxonomy places the organism in Eukaryota, Viridiplantae, Streptophyta, Magnoliopsida, Solanales, Convolvulaceae. The record is from the annotation of a GenBank genome assembly.